Molecule: messenger RNA, 6335 nt
Organism: Sarcophilus harrisii (Tasmanian devil)
Lineage: Eukaryota; Metazoa; Chordata; Mammalia; Dasyuromorphia; Dasyuridae
Gene: BTBD9
Product: BTB domain containing 9
Exons: 11
Coding region: 164-2164 (666 amino acids)
Biological process (GO): modulation of chemical synaptic transmission; circadian behavior; adult locomotory behavior
Molecular function (GO): protein binding
Source: RefSeq, a predicted model, not a curated record
CGACGACGGCGACGACGACGAACGCUGCGGCGGGGGCGACGGUGUCGGAGGCGGUGGUGGCAGCGGCGACUGGGGUGCCGAGUGGUCGGAAGAGGCGGCGGCCGUGGUGGUUGCGUCUCUGAGAAACCUAGUCGGGAUCAGCGAAUAUUUCCUAUUCUACAAAAUGAGCAACAACCAUCCACUGCGCCCCUACACUUCUGUGGGAGAAAUUGAUCAUGUGCAUAUCUUGUCUGAAAAUAUUGGUGCCUUGUUAAAUGGAGAAGAAUAUGGCGAUGUGACAUUUAUAGUGGAAAAGACACGUUUUCCAGCCCACAGAGUCAUUCUGGCUGCCAGGUGCCGCUAUUUUCGAGCAUUAUUAUAUGGUGGAAUGCGAGAGUCUCAUCCUGAAGCAGAAAUCCCUCUCCAAGACACCACUGCAGAGGCAUUUACCAUGUUACUUAAAUACAUCUACACAGGACGAGCAACAUUAACAGAUGAGAAGGAGGAGGUGCUGCUGGACUUCCUAAGCCUGGCUCAUAAAUAUGGAUUCCCUGAGCUGGAGGAUUCAACUUCUGAGUAUCUCUGUACCAUACUUAACAUUCAGAAUGUCUGUAUGACUUUUGAUGUUGCUAGUCUCUAUUUGCUUCCAAAACUCACAUGUAUGUGCUGUAUGUUUAUGGACAGAAAUGCUCAGGAGGUACUUUCCAGUGAAGGUUUCCUUUCUCUUUCUAAGGCAGCACUUCUCAAUAUUGUAUUAAGAGAUUCAUUUGCAGCUCCUGAAAAGGAUAUUUUUCAAGCCUUGUUGAAUUGGUGUAAGCACAAUCCAAGAGAGGAUCAUGCUGAAAUCAUGCAGGCAGUUCGCUUGCCCCUGAUGAGUCUCACUGAGCUCUUGAAUGUUGUCAGACCUUCUACAUUACUGUCUCCUGAUGCCAUCUUGGAUGCAAUUAAAGUGCGCUCAGAAAGUCGAGACAUGGAUCUCAAUUAUCGAGGAAUGCUUAUACCAGAAGAGAACAUUGCAACUAUGAAGUAUGGAGCCCAGGUAGUAAAAGGGGAGUUGAAAUCUGCCUUAUUGGAUGGUGAUACACAAAAUUAUGAUUUGGAUCAUGGAUUUUCUAGGCAUCCAAUUGAUGAUGAUUGCCGUUCGGGCAUUGAGAUUAAAUUAGGUCAGCCAUCAAUUAUCAAUCACAUACGAAUACUCCUUUGGGAUCGUGAUAGCCGGUCUUAUUCCUACUACAUUGAAGUGUCCAUGGAUGAACUAGAUUGGAUCAGAGUAAUUGACCACUCAAAAUACCUCUGUCGUUCUUGGCAAAAGCUGUAUUUUCCUGCCCGGGUCUGCAGGUAUGUUCGAAUAGUUGGGACGCACAACACAGUAAACAAAGUUUUCCACCUUGUGGCUUUUGAAUGUAUGUUUACAAACAAAACCUUUACUCUUGAGAAGGGUCUGAUAGUUCCAACGGAUAAUGUUGCUACAAUUGCUGAUUGUGCUAGUGUGAUUGAAGGUGUGAGUCGUAGUCGUAAUGCCUUGUUGAAUGGUGACACCAAGAAUUAUGAUUGGGAUUCUGGAUACACCUGUCACCAACUAGGAAGUGGUGCCAUUGUGGUUCAGCUGGCACAACCAUAUAUGAUUGGGUCAAUACGGUUAUUACUUUGGGACUGUGAUGAUCGAAGCUAUAGCUACUACAUUGAAGUUUCCACCAAUCAACAGCAGUGGACCAUGGUGGCAGACAAAACCAAACUGCCUUGCAAAUCCUGGCAGUCAAUAACUUUUGACAAACAGCCUGCGUCCUUCAUCCGAAUAGUUGGAACCCACAACACAGCAAAUGAGGUAUUCCACUGUGUACACUUUGAGUGUCCAGAGAAGAGUCGUAUCCACAAGGAAGAGAGCAAGAAGGAAGCCACGGCACCAACGACCACAGUAGGGACGGUGCUGGGGGCAGCAUCGAUGGCACCAUCGAUGGUAGUGUCGGCGUCGGCAUCUGUGUCAGCGCCGGCAUUAUUAGGGGCGGCAGGGGCGGCGGCACCGGGGGUGGCAGGGGCGGCAGGAGCGGCGGCAGCAGCAACGGCAUCAGGAGAUGAGAGCCCUGGGGGGCAGCAGCUGGUCUCAUACCCACUUCGACUCUCCAGCAACAAUUCCAACCCAUCCCUCCCUGGACCCACUUCUCAAUCAUCUAUUCAGCCCCAAUAAAAGAUGAAGACAAAAGGAUGGAUGCAGUGACUUGGUUUGGGCCCAAAUAACACUAGGAAGUCUUUGUUCUUCUUGGAGAGGAAUUGUUAUAUGACUUUUUCCCUGUUGCUGCUGUUUCCAAAUGGGAAUAGGCCUGCCUGAAAAUACAGAAAUAGAACAGGUUUUCUCCCAAGGACAGAAAAGGGGCUACUUCACUUGCCUCAAUUUGUUCAAAUCAGACUGGUCUCCAGGGGGAGAAUAUAGGUCUUCAAUCUUCAUCAAGUCCACCAUUAACACCCUACCUCUCUAAUCUAACCCAGGCAAAGGGAACGGAAAGAAGUAAUAGACAGACUCGUGUUGGAAUACAAAAGUGGCAUAUGAACACUGACUAGGAAGAGAAUAUAUUAGGCAUUUAUUACCUGGAGGCACCCUUUAGGAAAUGGGUUUUUGGUGGGAGUGUUUAUUUUUAUGGAACACAUUGCCCUGGCAACUAAAUGAUUUUUAUUUCUUUUAGUUAUUCUCAAUUUGCUGAAUCAUAGGUGUUCCAGAUCUCUUUGAAAAGCUCAAAUGGAAAUUUUUUUUCCAAGUUCCUUUUGAGGCAGUAAUUCCCCUCCCUUAUUUCUGAAUGGUUAUGCAUGGUGUAGAGUAGGAAAAUAUCAAGCAUGUCUUUAAGAUGAGGCCCAGAUGUAGCUGAUUGAAGCACCUGGUCUGACAAGGAGACGCCUUCAAGGAGGGCUAACGAAAUACACAUUGAGGAAGCCAAUCUUUGGACACCGUAGUCAAUAAUCACUUGAAUUGCAGAGUUAUUUAUCUGUCAUUUCUGAAAUGUAUCUGGAGCAACCAUGUACUUUUUUUCAGCUUUGGGAUUCUGACACAUAAACGGUCCCAGCACCUGCGAAUUUAAUGGAAAAUAUACACAUGUACAUAUCUCUAGGUGUAGACAGAUGGAUGUCAAUCUGUAGUUUCUUCUGGUCUGGUUGAAGCUUCUGCAAUAAUCUGUAUAGGUUCAGGGCUUCCUGUUUUUGUUUAUACUCCUGCUAAUGAUGGGCAUUAGGAAUACAAAACUGGGAAUUUGCAAUUAAGGUGGCUCUCUCUCUUUCUCUCUCUCCUCUUUGUGUGUGUGUGUGUGUGUGUGUGUGUGUGUGUGGACUACAAUACUCAACUAGGAAUUUUUUAAAGCUGUUAAAAGAGUUUUUUCCCUAAUCUUCAUAAAAAUGAUCUCAUUUGAUUAUUGUAGCCUGGUAUGCCUUGGUCUUGUCUCCUACUUUGCAAUUUCCCCUUCAGUGUUAACUAUUCUUUGUAACUUGAUCAUUUUAUUGUCUGCUUUUGAUUUAUCUUGAGCGUUUCCUGCCAUUUUCACAGUCAUAAUCAGCUCCCUCUCUAGCCCCAGGUGACAUCCACUGAGGGCUCCAAGUUUUCUCUGUUGGGGGGAGAAAUAGGAGGGCAUUGAAGAGGAGACAUGCUAGAGCUUUCUGGGAAGUUGAGAAAACCUGCUGUGUCUUAAAGUAUUGAACUUAGGGGACUUCGGCAAAUUGCAAGACCCAGUUCCCAAAAAGGGGGGGUUGCUUUGGUGUGGGUAUUUUUUUCUGCUUGGAAUAUAGAAAGAUUCAGCAAGUCAGCUAAUAUGUUUUUUCUUCUGAUUUAAUUUCAUGUUGAGUGAUAGAUCAAUAUUGAAAUAGUAGGAUAGCAUCAAACUACAUGAUUAAGUGGAAAGGUUUUCCUUCUCUUUGAACACAGAGCAGAGCUAUACCAAGGCCAGAAGAGGUAGCAUGGAAGGAGAGGAGGAGGAGGAAGAAGAAGAGAUCAAAAGUAAUGAGAGGCUUGAAAAAAGACCAGAAAUUUGUCUGAGUCACCAUCCAGACACUAACUGGGUCGUUUCUAGUAGGGAUGGGAUCCUCCUUGGUCUCCUGUCUGCUCCUAAGGAUUUUGCUGUCUCCAUUCUGUCCAUUUUUCCACUCUCUGAAUCAUAGACAUCCUCACACAAAUGGACAGGGUUUAUGAAUGUGACUUGUCUUAAGUUAUUUUACCUACUCUUUUACCCAUAGUAGGUGGCAGUCUUUUGGGAUUUGGAUGCUACUUGUGUAUCAAGUAACCUCUAGUUGCUCAUUAACAUGAAGAAUCCCCGUCUGUUCAGCCUUUUCCUAUGCUUUACAUUGCCUAGGCCUCAUAGAGCUGAGCUUCUGAAUGGGGAAACCAAAUUAGCCAGUUUAGUCAUUUUAUAGUAUGGAAAUUAAGAUUUUUCAGAAAUUUCUGAGGUAAAAGUUUCAUUUUGAAUAUAAAGUCACCUUUAUAGGAACAAAUACCUGAUUUUGGUUAUCUUACUUGUCCCUCCCUCUCUGAGGAGACAGGAACUAAAACUAUGAGAAAAAGAGGUUGGGAUCGUCUUUCUGGCCACAUUCAUCUCCCCUUAUACUGCCUAUUCUUCCAUAGCCAUGAUUUAAGUAUUUGUGGAAGAAGUUUCCUGCUGCCUAUGAAAAAUGUCCUGGCCAAGUUAAAUAUCUGGAAAUAAAGUAGAACAGGUGAGUUUCAGAACUCAAGGAGUCAAUCACUGCAGCCACUUCACCUUGGGACCCUAAUGACCAAUCUUUCCCUAUAUGUCCACGUCUUCCAGCUUUCCCCUUCUUCACCGGUCUCUACAAAAGCUAUCCAGAGGAUGAAAACAGCUGCAUGUCUCCUCCCGAGCUAGCUUCCCAGCUCUUUACAUUAAAUAGUAGGCACUUAACUAACCAAUGCUUACUGCCCAGUUCACUCUUGAACUGUGAAAAAGAAAGGGUGCUCAUCCAGCCGAAGGGAUCAGCUAAGUUGGACUCAGCAAAUUUGGACUCAACUAAGUUUUCCACCUUGCCCAUCAGACCCAGUCUUGGCUCAGGUCUUCCACCUCAGAGGAGUUUGAAGGAAAUAGCUUGGUUUGAAGACAGGACAAGGAAGUGAUGCUUUAUCACCAUUCUUUCUUCAAGAAUAUAAGAUACAUACAUAGGGAAAAAUGCCUGUGACUUCCCCAGACGCAUAAGACUUCCUUCUAAAGAGAACCUGAAGAGAGCCCCAUUUCAAGACACCCUCCAUAUUGGAGGGUAAAGUGGAAAGAAUGCUCAGCACUUAGCUGAGUCACAUCAAAGGGACCUGAAAAAGGGCCUGAGGAAUGAAAACAAGUGUUGAUGCUUUUUGAGUGUGUCUACAAGGUGGUGAGAUAGAAAGUUCCCACCCCAGACUGGCUUCUCUCACCACAGCUGUCAGCCUCAAGAAUGAACCAAUCAAGUGCAAUAAAGAAGAAUGGGGGAUGGGAGGGGAGACUAGAAUGUUUUAGGAGGCGAUGUUGUGAACAGCUAAAACAUGAGCAAUGCCGGAGAAACAGAGAGAGAGAGGAUAGAGCAGAUGGGAGCCUAAACUGGGCAGCAGGUGAGAAGGGUCCUGAGAUGGAAUGGAUGCUAAUGCUGACCAUUAAAGGGGAAAUGACACAAUUUGGCCUGGAUGAGGAAAAGAUAUGCCGGGUCUGCUCUGCCCUGCCCUGCUUCCUUAGCAGAGUCCCCUCCAGCCCCCCGGCCUGUGCAAGCAAUGAGGCCGGAAGGCUGGUAGCUUCUCAUUUGUCAUGAUGACAUUGGUUGUUGGCACAGGCUGAGCUUCCCUGGAGAAACUGCAGUUGAAGUCUGCGUAGAUGUGGGUUGUUCUAUCUUCCUGUCCCUCCCUCGUUGUCAUUCAUUUUGACUGCUUAUUUUUCUGAAGGCAAGGGGAAAAAAAUGUUGCAGGGCUUUGAAGUUACAGUACACAAUUCAGUCUGAAGGAGACUGAGGACAGGAUAGAUUCUGGGAGAAGGGACCUCUGCAGAUGACUCUUACCACACCAAUGGGGCUUUGACUUAGCCCCAGCCUAAGACCAGAGGUCUGAGGUCCUUUUCAGGUGUUAGGGCUGGGAACAGUUUUAUUUUAGGGACAUUGAUUUACACUUAAGUGGAAGGAAACUUAUUGCCUAGCACUUCAAACUUAAAAUAGCAAUAAUAACCCGAUCUUUUAUCUUCCCUUUCUGCCAACCUCUUUUCCCCUUUUUUCUCCACACCAUAUGCACCUAUUCAUUUCCUUCAUCUGAAAUUUUGCUCAAAUCAUUAUUACUUGGUAUGUGAAAUUCAUCUAUUUCUCUUAAAAGUGUCACUCCUUGCUCUCCCUGCUUUCCCAUUAAAUGAACUGUUAAUCCCCAACAA